CUUAAGGUGACUGUCCAGUACCUGUUACAUGAAUUUCAUUCCCAAGAAGCAAAUUUCAAGAUGGCGCAGAUCAACAUCGCUAACCGAGUGUUCGGCCGGUAUGUUCGGCCAUUACAACGGCUCACAUUUAAUUACUGUAACCAGGGAGGAAGCAGUAGAGGAAUAAGGUAAUAAUUUAAACGAUCUUUUCAUGAUUUAGAAGCGAUUUUGAUCGUAAAUGUUGGGUGUGUGCUUUUCUGUAGGGAGUACAUUGACAAGAACAUCGUGCAGUUUGCGAAAGACAAUCCUGGAAUUUCUAUUUACGUCAUGGAGCGGAGUGGAAAACAUCCGACAGUUACUGGACACUUUAGUAAGUUACUUGUAACAGUUAUAGGCAAUGAACGUCAGUCGAUAGCCAAUCGAUGAAGUGUACGAAUACUUUUAUGUGACCCGAUGCCAGUCGAUGCCAAUUAACUAUUCGUAUGCCACUACCGUCGAUUGAUAGAUUGAUUUUCUUAUCAUCAAUUUUCAUCGACUGUUCAGGCCCUGUAAUGGGACUGAGUGGAGCAAAUUUCACGUGGAAAUCUGGCUUGCAAUUUCACACCGGAUGAAAUUGCAAAGCACAUGUUUUUGUAAUUUAGUUUAUGCAUUCGAAGGUCAGGGUUUGUGCAUGAACACAAUCUCUGUUUGUGAGGAGCCAUUCCCACUGCAUAUUACCAGUGCUAAAAAUAUAUUCCUUUUCCCCUUUAGUUGGAGGCAAUAGCAAGGAGGUUGAAGUAAAGAAUAUGACACCAGAAAAGAUAAAAGAAUGCGUUACAAGCCUUAGAAAUGAAUCAGGAGAGAAAGUGGAGAAGAUACGGAAGCACUGGCACACUGAGAAUCCAUCCAUACAAGGGACCUGGAAUCCUUUCUUGCAUAAACCACCUUCUCUGCGAAGGCAUGUUACAGGGAAAACGAAGUAAAACUCUGUCUUCAGUGGAUGUGCUACAAAGAUUAGGUCACACAUGUUGGGGAAACUUCAUAUGUUGCUUGCAUUUCAUGCUUGGACUGGUUGACUCUGAGAAAGAGCGAAGGUGAUGAGGUAAAUGUGGCUCACUGCAAUUUUGACACACAACUGUCUGAUUCGCAGUUCCAGCAUGUGUUUGUGAGCUUGCUAGGAAGCUUCUGUUAUCAUACAGUAAAACCCCAAUAGGGAGAAAGGGGUUAAGUUUAUAAAAUGAUUGUGGUGGUGCAUUCUUGCCAGCUAUUACAAGAUAAUUUGAUUUUAUUAGUAGUGAUGGUAAAAUGAAUUGGCCACCUUAGAGAGUUUCUAUAGCUAUAGUUUCAUUUGCCCUUCAUAGUCUGUUUUAUCCUAAAAUUCUCAUUAAAAGUUCUCACCAUACAUUUCUUAUAAAGAUGUAAAAGACUGAUUUUGAGUUUAGCAAUAAUGUGUUUAAAAAGAUCUUUUUUUCAAAAAAGAGAGGCUAGGGUCCAACUCUGCACUAAAAGAUACAAUGAACUUUUAUUAAUUUAUUAAUUAACCACUACAUUUGGCAGAAAUGUAGAUCUCCAAACUUCUUAAAUUCCAAAACAAACAAUUGACAAAUUUCAGAUGAAAGAAAGCUCAAAAAACUAAAAAAACAAGUGGAUGAAAAAG
This is a messenger RNA of Pocillopora meandrina, 1615 nucleotides long. The record is from the annotation of a GenBank genome assembly. Lineage: Eukaryota; Metazoa; Cnidaria; Anthozoa; Scleractinia; Pocilloporidae.